AAGCAUAGAAUUUGCUAGAAUAACUGCACAAAUUCAUCCGGUUUGGCCAGAAAUGCCUCAAGGGCAAGGUGAAUUGUUCUUCGAAUGCACGCUGUUUCUUUAUUCCGUGUUAGCAUUGUUUUUGCAGUAUCUCAAUUUGUACAAGACAAUGUGGUGGUUACCAAAAUCAUAUUGGCAUUAUUCAUUGAAAUUUCAUUUAAUUAAUCCAUAUUUGCUGUCGUGUGUUGGUCUUUUACUUGGCGUACGGGUAACAAAAUGUUUUUGGAGAACGAUUACCGAAUUAGCAGCGACUGCCAGACAAGAUAGAUCGAAAGCUCAUUACUUAUUAUGGGAUAUCGUAGAGUGGGCAGCCAUUAAAACACCGAUGUUUACGAUGGUUGCAACAUCAUUUUUGUUCAGUUUUUCACGUGUUUAUUUCGAUUUUCCUUUCAAAUCAUUACUCUACUUUGGGCAUCCAGUUGUUUUCUUCUUAUAUUUAUUCCACGAUAGUAUAUCAUGUAAAAUACGCUAUUAUUCUACAAAACUGUGGUUUAUUCUUAAUGGAAGAUCACUAUCAGAAGUAUCGAAACAACGAUCGCCAUCUGGCUUGCCACAACAGAUGUACAUUGAUGUUUUGUGGAUUAUGGAACUAUUUUGUAUCGUAUUUUUAACAUCGUUUUCACUUUACGCAACAUAUUUGUUGCCAUUACAAUACUGCGAUUUGAUACAUCGUUGUGCAGCACAUCUUGGAAAAUGGGAGCGGUUGGAUCGGUUAUCGGUAGCUACAAUUGGUAGUAAUGGUGGUAGUAAUAGUAAUGAUGACAGUAGUUAUAAUAGUAGUGGUAGUGCUGCUGGUGAAGGUGAUGGCAGUUCAACACAAACAACGAAUUCUACCACAACAAAUAAUAUAUAUGCAGAAUGGUCCGAACGCGAUGGUCUUUAUGCAGGUGGUUCGAUUGUUCGUCAUCGUGGACAGUUCUACAAAGCUGUUACUAUUGUUGGUGUGUUAGGUGUCGCAGCUGAACCCGGGAAUUCGGAUCAUUCUCGUUUUUAUCGAAUUGGUGGUGAUCCGGUUACUUUGAUCAACACAAUGACUAUUUUUCAAGUUGUUCUAAUUGGUAUCCAGUUUUGGAUGUUGGUAUUGACGACAGAUUGGCAACAUAUCGUUACGCUCGUACUACUUAUAUUUGCAAAUUACCUCUUACUGGCAAAGACAUUUAAAGAUCGUGUGAUUAUUGGAAGGAUUUAUAAGCCUUCUCCUGAAGAUCUGCAAUUAAUUAAGCAAAUGCAACAAUAUGAAUAA
Molecule: messenger RNA, 1282 nt
Organism: Acanthocheilonema viteae
Lineage: Eukaryota; Metazoa; Nematoda; Chromadorea; Rhabditida; Onchocercidae
Source: the annotation of a GenBank genome assembly